Molecule: messenger RNA, 450 nt
Organism: Sphaeroforma arctica JP610
Lineage: Eukaryota; Ichthyosporea; Ichthyophonida
Exons: 1
Coding region: 1-450 (149 amino acids)
Source: RefSeq, a predicted model, not a curated record
AUGAGAAACCAUACCAAGCAAGUGCGCGUUAGGAAUCUAAGUAAGGAAGUGACAACAUACACAGCACCCAUGAUAAACCAUACCAAGCAAGUGCGUGUUAGGAAUCUAAGUAAGGAGGUGACAACAUACACAGCACCCAUGAUAAACCAUACCAAGCAAGUGCGUGUUAGGAAUCUAAGUAAGGAGGUGACAACAUACACAGCACCCAUGAGAAACCAUACCAAGCAAGUGCGUGUUAGGAAUCUAAGUAAGGAGGUGACAACAUACACAGCACCCAUGAGAAACCAUACCCAGCAAGUGCGUGUUAAGAAUCUAAGUAAGGAAGUGCAUGUUACUCGCGUGGGUUUGGUUUGUACCUAUCAUUUGAAUCUCCGUCUGCGUGAACGAGGUCAUGACAUUGCCGAUGGUGCUGAUGAGUCCCAAAGUGUAGGUCAAGGACAGGCCCACUAG